This is a messenger RNA of Talaromyces stipitatus ATCC 10500, 879 nucleotides long. RefSeq lists its product as uncharacterized. NCBI's taxonomy places the organism in Eukaryota, Fungi, Ascomycota, Eurotiomycetes, Eurotiales, Trichocomaceae. Bases 1 to 879 code for a protein of 292 amino acids. The record is from RefSeq and is a predicted model, not a curated record. The transcript has 4 exons.
AUGCAUUGGUCACUAAGAGAUCCAAAACACCCAAAGAAGGCGGCCCUAUCCACUGAGUUUAUCUUUAGUGCAGCCGUAGAGGAGUAUAUCGUGAGCGUAUCAACGAAGAGACACAUGUUAGAGAGACAAGCACACAGUCAUAAUCACUAUUCAGCAGCUGGUUCGACGCUUGCUUCAUUACACUAUGAAGAGAUAGAAUCUAAGGAGACUCAAAUCAAGUCUUAUUUGGAUUCUUAUAUGACAACAAAUCAAAUAUUAUCAACCCUCUAUAACGACAAUCGAGAAUCGAUUAUCAAGCUAAGAGAUAUCUACAAUAAGAAAAGGAAGCUGCGAGACAAAUUCCUUGAUGGCAAGACACCAGUCCAGGCCCUUAUUAGUGUCGUUCCAGAUAAUAGAUUUAGCUUUAUCUUAGAUGAAAAGGAAGAGAGCUAUAAGUUCAUCUUGGAAUGCUUGGCUAAGGUCUAUGCUCAAGUAGAUCUCCUGUUGCCAAACUACAUCCUGACUGAUAAGGAUAUGGCCUUAAUGAAUACAAUCACCACACAUAUUGAAAAGAAUAUUCUUACACGUGUUCGCCCUAUUCUUACAAAUGAAGUGCUCCAUACAAUCUAUUCUGGAAAUCCAGCUGCCGUGAAGAAGGAUAUCACAAAGUACAAGACCCAUAUUAAGUCACAGUGGAAGGAUUUUUUCAGGUCAUUCAACAAGAUUGUAUACGCGAAGACUAAGGAGGAGAAGGAUGAAGCAGUGAAUUCCUUUAAAGUUGAAUAUAGUAGUGAAACCUGGCAGGAAGUCAUGGACUACAUUGAUUCAGAAUGGCUUAAUAAUAGUAUCACUCAACGAUUCCUUCACUGCUAUCUCUUAAACAUCAAGCAUUUUGGUUAG